UAUCCCCCCCCGUUCUGUAAAAUGGUACGAUCCGGGUCUCUGGAUCCUCUCCUGCAGUGCCACAUCGCGGUGUCUGUUCAGUGUGACUCGGAUCUCUUCAACGUCAGGAUCCAUGCUCAAGGUUUGAGGUUGCAUUGUCAAGAAACGGCUUCAGGAAAGAUUUUUGUGGGGGAGAAAGAGAGAUGAUAUAUUUUGGUUUUCGAGUGCGAGCAGGAGGGAAAAAAUGGGAUUGGGAGAGAAGUGAUGUUGAGAAGAACCUGCCAUGUUGAUGAGCUUGCUUUCCAGUUAUGAAGGUGUGGUUAAGAAGACAAGGAGUGAAGUGACAUUUAGAAAUAUUUUGGUUAUGUACACCCAUUGCAAGCUCGGUGCACCGGAUUUGUCCAAAUGAGACUUUAUCAUCAUUAUUAUUAUUAUUAAUAAUAAUAAUAAUAAUAAUAUAUUCACAUACAGGAUCCCAAACAUCUAGAAGUUGUUAGAAUGCUGGACUCCAAAACAAAGGACUUGUGCCGGAUCUGUGCGCGGGAGCUUUACGGUAACCAGCGUAGAUGGAUCUUCAACCCGACGAACAAGCUGAGCCUGCAGGUGUUGUUGUCGCAUGCCCUGGGCAGGCAAGUGUCCCGGGAUGGGCAGCGCGAGUUCUCCUGCAGCAAGUGCGCCUUCAUGCUGGACCGCAUGUACCGCUUCGACACGGUGAUAGCCCGUGUCGAGGCUCUGUCCAUCGAGCGGAUGCAGAAGCUCCUGCUUGAGAAAGAGCGUCUUCGCCAGUGCAUAGGGGGUCUGUAUCGCAAAAACAACCAGGAAGAAAUCGAAUCGGAAAUGGUCAAGUCUGGAACGGAGGCGUCGAUCGUGGAAACGCCGGCCCCGUCUGACUCCAAGUACAGCUCCCUGUUAGAAGAAGAUCUGACGUAUUCGGUCUACGAGUGCUGGGCUGAGAACGACUCUCAGGAACGUGGGGGUCCACACCAACAACAACAACAUCAUCCUCAUCAUCACUCCCACCAGUGCCAAGCAGGAUCAGAAGCUGGCCGGGCGCAGCACUCCAGAAAGUGCCGGGGAUGCACAACGUUGCGAGUGGCCGACUCUGAUUAUGAAGCGAUCUGCAAAGUGCCCAGGAAGGUGGGCAGAAGCACCUCAUGUGGCCCCUCAACCCGUUACUCUGUUAGCAAUCUGGCCAGCAUGGAAGAGGCAGAACCUGGAUCAGAACCUCAAGAGACUGCUGCUCCGUCAUCGAGUCUGACAGAGAUCAGUCAAACGGCUGAGGAAGAGAACACGAGUCUCAGCCCGGCCUCAUCGAUCGAGUCACUGGAUGCCGCGGGUGAGCCCUGCUCGCUAGUUCAUCCCGACCUUCUGCAGGAGAAAAAGGACAUGCUUCCGAUAUCCAUUACCGAGCAGAGCCCCAAAACAGGAGUGGAGCUAGCUCUAAGCCUGGUCAAAAGCUUCGAGUGGCGUCCAGUCCGUGUUUUCCGAGGCAGCCGACUUCCUGUACCGAUCAAACCUGUAGCCACCAACCAGAUCCUUCAAUCAGAAACCGACUGUCCUUUUUCUCUCCAUCCUCCUGACAUGGCUCCUCUCAGCAUCCAGCAGGAACUGCGUCUGGACCUGGCUGAGAUCGAGGCCCUCUGGAUGGACGAUUAUGUUCCAUGUGGACCUCUGGGCUUUCAGGAGAAGCUCAUUGCGGAGCAGCAGGUUCAGCUGGUGCAGUAUGAGAAUGCAGCAGGUCAGUGUGUGACUGAAUUGCAGAAGGCCCAGGGUCAGGUCCAGUCUCUCCAGGCCAAGAUCAGAGCGAGUGAAGCAAGCAACAAGGAGCUGCAGGAGCGACUUGGAGUUAUGGAGCUUGAUAUGUUGUCUUGCCGGGAGACUGUAGAAGGACAGGAGAGGACUAUCUUGACUCUAAGGGACUGCCUCAGCACCAAGGACAGCGAGAUUGCUGACUUACACCAGCUCGUAGACGAGCAGAAGCAGCUUUUGACUUCUCUGAAGCAGCAGAAAUUACAGACGUCCACUCCAGCACUUGAUCCACUACAGACCGAGCUAUUAGAGCUUCAGGCCUCUUUGUUUUCGAGCCAGCUGGAGCUUCAGGGCGUCCAAAGAACCCAGCGCCAGGCCCAGAGACGAGAGGACGAGCUGGCGCGUGCCAACCAGCGCCUUCACGCCGAUCUCCAGGGGGUUCAGGACCGUCACCGGGAAGCCCAGAAACACAAUCAAGAGCUGCUUGCUGGUCUGCAGAGAGCACGUUCAGACCUAGAGCAGAUGGCGGAGAAGUUGAAGGAGGGAAAGGAAGACAAAGAAAGAGAGUUGGAGGAAAGAGAAAGAACCAUCAGAGAGCUGAAGACCAAGCUACAGCACAAGGAACAGCUUUUACACGACUACACUGAACUGUUGGAUGGUCAGAAGGAAGGUGGCGGAAACAGGGACAUCCUCGUCCAUAAGCUCAAGCUGCGCAUUCAGGAGAGAGACCAAGCGCUGGAGCAUGCAGUAGACGAGAGAUUCAUGUGCGUGGAGCAGAAGGAGGUCGAGGUACGCAAGCUGCAGCUCCUCCUCAGGGAGAAAGAGAGGGACCUGCAGAAACUGCGAUGCGUGUUGUCCGGCAAUGAGGAGACCAUUAUGAGUCUGGAGCUAUUGGUUCAAGGGAAAUGUUUAGAGCUGGAACAGGUGAGCGAGGCCUGGCGAAGCAGCCAGCGUGGCCAGCGCGAGCGUGAGGACAGACACGCAAGCAGCAUGAGAGACAGAGACGCACUCAUCAGCCAGCUCCGGACAACAUUGCACACGCGUGCAAAAGAGGCCGAGGAGGUAACAGCUGCUCUGCUCAGCAAGGUGCCCCUGAGCUCCAGUGAGGUCGUGGAGAAGCUAAACGCUCAGCUGCAGACCAAGGAACGUCUUUUCCAGGAGCUACUAGCCGAGCACAACCGACAGGCCCAGGAGCACCACACACACAUCCAAGAGCUGCUGGACGCCAUCCGCACCCGGGAGCAAUGUAUCAAGGAUUCAGCAGAGCGCACCGGUCAGGUGAUAUCCGAGCAGGCGGUGCGUAUCCAGGAGCUGCGCAGGCAGGUGGUGUCUGCAGACAGUGCAUCAGCAAGUACAUCAGAGCCUCCAGAAGACCUACAGCUCCUCCAGGAGGAGCUCCAGCUGGUGCUUUCCAAAGAGAGACAGGCGCAAAGGGAGUUGUCCAUCCUGCGCUCCGCCUUAGCAAACACCCAAGAGCAGCUUCAGGCCCAGAAUGCACAGCUGCACCCUGUGAAGCAUACGGGUGAACACGAGCAUCUGGUAUCCAUGGAGACGGAGCAGACAGCCAGCUUGCACACUGAUACUGGAGACUCCACUUCAGAUGUAGAAGAGGAGGAAAAUGAUGCCAAUAGUGAACUUACAGAGAGUACUGAGGAAGAGGAGCAGUGUAGGGUGACAGCACAGGCUUUAAGCAACAUGCAGCAUGGAGGACCCGUGCUACAUCAGACUCCUGCAGAAGUGGAGGGUCAGGGGCUGGCUGAGAUAAAGCUGUUAGUGGAGCAGAAGCAGGUGGUGGAGCGAGAACUGUGGGAACUAAAGGCUCAGCUGGGGAAGGCCGGCUUUACUUCUUUUUCUCAGAUGAGGAAAGCACUGCUCAGUCUACGUUUAGAAAACGAAGCGUUCAGAAUGGCAGUAGAAAAGAACGAGACAGAUGAGGAAACGCACAGACUACCAGACGAGCAGAGAGGAAGAGGAGUACAGUGGCAGCCUCAAGCCUGUGAGAAACAAUGCAGCAAAAUGCUUUGUUUUGAUCCCGGAGCAUCGUUUUCCCCCUCCACACAGCAGGAGAGACGUACGGUGUCUAAAACCAGCAUCCCCACAGAGCAGCACCGACACUUCAGAGGACAGAUCAUGGAGACACCAGUGCAGCGUGACAGCAAGCAGGUACAGGUGGACCUGCAGGAUCUGGGCUAUGAGACGUGCGGCCGCAGUGAGAAUGAGGCUGAAAGAGAUGACACCAGUAGUCCAGAAUUUGACGAUCUCGACCUGUGCACGUCUCUCUCAUGCCGAGACGGCGCGUCUCAGUGGUGGGCUGGUCCGGGUGCGAUGGAGCAGGCAGAAGGUGAUGUUGCGUCUCUGCAACAGCAGGUGGAGGAUCUGCAGGUGGAGCUCUCUCACUCUCAGGCUCUGGUGCUCAGCCUGCAGGCUCGUCUUCAGGACACCACUCCGAACUCCACCCCCGGGAAGUCGACCCGGGAUGACAGGGAGCUGCGGGAACUGGUAACUCGGGUUUCGUCUCUGGAAGAACAGCUGAGGAAGGGCAAAGGUCAUGGUGAGCAGGGAGAGGAGAAAACCAAAAGCACCACCAGGACUGGGAAAUUUGACACGCUGAUCCAGGCCCAAGCUCGUGAGCUUUCUCACUUGAGGCAGCGACUGCGCGAGGGCCGGAGUGCGUGUCACAUCCUCAAUCAGCACCUGGGAGACACCACAAAGUCGUUUGAGGAGCUGCUGCGUGCCAACGACAUCGACUACUACAUGAGUCAGAGCUUCAGAGAUCAGCUCGCCCAGAGCUCAGCACUCGCCCAGAGAGUCGGAGCCAAGCUGAGCAGCCGGGAUUAUUCUGAAAUAGCGGACGACAAGACAGGUCAUGAACUGCUUGCGAUGCGUUUAAGCAAGGAGCUCCAGCAGAAAGAUAAGCUCAUCGAGUCCCUGCGUGCCAAACUUGAGCAGCAGCAGGAGCAAUCCGGUGAAGACACGCCAACCAGAGGCCACUCCAUCUCAGGAGACGCUGAGCAAUCAGAGCAUUCGUCCUUUGUCAUGGACGAGCAGGGUGAAGACCUGGACUUGUGUUCCGAACUGGACGCUGUAAGCGAGUUUGGACAAGAGGAGCAAGCUGAUGAACCUGAGCAGUCACACACAUAUCCAUCCAACGCUCCAUCGGUCACCUCUUCACACAGCCACCGGUCCACAAGCAGCUGUCCCAGCAUGCACUGCACCCCUCACAGACCCCCGGAUGGCCAAAUACAGACAGAGCCCAAUUCCACCCCUAUGCCCCAGAGCUCCCAAUUUCUCCCUGCUCAGAUGGCUUUUCUGCCAUUCGACCCCCACACACAACACCCAAGACCUCGUUCUAGCACCACAGGGGGCUUCUCUCUGGCUGAGGUUCACCAGGAGCUACAGAGGCUGCAGAGGCAGUUAGCCAACAAUUUUAGCGGUGCUCAGGUUAAACCCCUGUCGAGUGAUUUCCACCGGACUGCUCUUCACCUCCCAUCCCAGCAUGCCUUUCAGCAAUCUCCUUUCGCCAGCCUUCAUCCUAGCCCGAAUAUGACACAUGGCCCUAGAAGAGAAGGCUCUUACAACGAUGUUUCCUUAAGCUCCUCAGGUUUCCACUCUGGUGCACGCCACACAGGAACGGACUUGAUCGAGGAGCACCUGAGGGAGAUUCGCAGCUUCCAUCGCCGUCUUGAAGAGUCCAUCCAGACCAACGAACGUCUGAGACAGCAGCUUGCAGAGAGAAUAGGCUCCAAGAUACAGGAAGGAGGCGCUCCAACAAAUAUCUACAUCCAAGGACUUGACUCGGUCAGUCAGCUGUCUACUGAGGUUCGAGUCCUCAAAGAGGAGAAUCAGGCUCUCCAGAGUCGGCUCCAGCAGGCGAGCAGAGUGGAUGGCGUGAAACAGGCAGAGCAGUUGCGGGACGCGGUCUUAUUAGAGCGCUCCAGGCUGCAGCAGGCAGAGCUGGAAGCAGAAAAGUGGGCGGGGCAGUUCAGGCAGGUGCAAGCCCAAAUGAGAGAACAGACGAACGCAUUUCUGCAGCUGAAGCAGGACAAACAGGUCAUCCGGGAGAACGCGAACAGGCUCCAGCACGAAGUUCAAAUUCUCCAGCAGCAGCUCACUGAGAGCAGACGAGUCGUGCAUGCACUUCAGUAUGAACUGCAGAUAUACCACAGACUGCAUGACAGUAAAGAAGCAGACGUGCAGGAGCCGCCGUCUCACACGUACACGAUGGAGGAGACGCUAAAUGACCGCCUUGAUCCUGACGUGCUCCACUUAUCAGCUAGAAAACACAUUUUCCAUGACUCGCCUCGACCACCUCCAGUUCAGGAUGCAGGGCUCUUAACUCCAGCCUUAUUCUUCUCUGCUCAGCUUCAAGCCUCCAGACGUCCUGAGGGUGAGGGCCAAGACGGCUUGUUCGCAUGCAGGACAGGGUGUCAUGUUGUGGGCCACUGGGACGACUUCAGUCCCUUGCAGCAGCAGCUCCUGGAGGGCAAAGCGCUCAUCUGCAAGAUGGAGGCGACACUGCAGUCCGGCAUGGAGAUGAACCCGCAGGAGGGCUGUUUAAGGAGCAUGCUGGCCAGCACAAGACCUUCAAGCAGAUCCUGGAGGAGAUAGGGUCUGCCCUUAAAAUGUUCUGGAGGGCUGCUCUCCCUAACGCUGAGACACCAGAGCAUCAAAAGGAGCAAACUUUGAGAGAAGAAGUUGUCUCUCUGAGACAAAAGCUUGCUGAACAGGAGACGACCCUAAAGGAUACGUUUGAGACCCUGAGAAACUCCAAUCGUACCAAAGACAGCAUGGAGCAAUUAAUCGUCAGCCAACUGUCCAGGACACGAGACGUGUUGAAGAAAGCUCGCAGCAACCUUGAGGUCAAGUCUCGAACGCUGGAUUCGGUUCCUAUCCUGGACCGAGUAUCGUGACCGCCCCGGAUCAGGCCCCGCGCACAAAGUUCUCAUGGGUAACCCGGCGCUUUGGCCUUCAGCGCCCUCUACAGAUGUGCCCU
Messenger RNA from Silurus meridionalis, 6721 nucleotides. It is a transcript of the gene pde4dip, whose product is annotated as phosphodiesterase 4D interacting protein. The record is from RefSeq and is a predicted model, not a curated record. NCBI's taxonomy places the organism in Eukaryota, Metazoa, Chordata, Actinopteri, Siluriformes, Siluridae. The coding region runs from base 478 to 6336 and encodes 1952 amino acids. The transcript is spliced from 35 exons. Gene Ontology annotation, molecular function: zinc ion binding. Gene Ontology annotation, cellular component: microtubule organizing center; nucleus.